UAUAAAAGAAGUGAAUAUAUAAACCGAAAUCACAAGAUUUUGGGGGACUGCCAUUUUCAAAUCACUGCAAAGAGCGAAACGAGAUCCCAUUUUUUGAUUUUUCAAACCACGUUGCUGACUAAAGCCCUCUCUCUCUCCUCUUUUCUCUUAAAGUAAAGCUUGGUAUUUUCCCUUCAUUUUCCACCACUUUCUAGGCUAUUUUCCGGGAAAAAAAGAACCAGGAGCAGAUUUAACUGGUCGACAACGCAUGGCCAAUAAAAGAGAUAAAGGUUUCUACCAUAGCCUUUCAAGGAAAGAGCUUCAAAGUUUAUGUAAAAAAUAUGGUUUACCUGCUAAUAGGUCGAGCUCGGAUAUGGGGAAAUCAGUGGCCUCCUAUCUAGAGACCCAGAGAUUGGGUUCAAUGACUACAACGGAAAGAUCAGAUGAGAUUCAAGAGUCUGGAAUUCCGUUGGCCCUGAAACCCCCUUUCAGGAAUGCUGAUAAAGAUUUUUACGGACUCAUCUCUUGUCCAGCAGACAGUUUUAAUGGAGGCAAUUAUCCUCAAUCUGUUAAAUGUAAUGCAUUCGGUUGUUGUGCAGGGGAUAAUUUUUAUCAUAAGGAUGGCUAUGGUGUUGGUUCUACUUUUUUCCAGCAAACACCACAGCCUCAGUUUGUUACUCAGUAUAAUGACAAUGGUUCUAGGAAUAACGAGUUCCCAACAACAUUCUUCAACAGAAAUUGUUUGACUCUCACGAGGGAUGGAAGGAUGAAUGAUAUGCCUCAAACUGAACACAAAGACACAAAUGUUGGUGCAUGUUCUAAUGAGGCUGCGUUCUGUUCCUCCAUAAAUACUCCUACUCUUUCUCCUUCUUUUCAGUUUCACGUCAGUUCAGAAGAGGGGAUUAACCUUUAUGUUGAUUUAAAUUCAAACCCAUCUGAAUGGGUUGAGAAAUUGAAGGGUCAGGUUUCCAUAUGCCAGGAAAUGUCCCAUAGCAAGUCUCAGAGUUUUCAUAAGGAGCUUGGAUGCUUUGGGGAAAGUAGUAAACCAGUGAAAGAUUCUUUUCAGUUGAAUGUAGAUGCUGAGAAAAUAAAGGAUAGCCAUAUACACUCUGGAUUACCCCCAAGUUUGAUCAUAAAAGAAAAUGAUGCAUUGCAGCUUGAUCAUCUUGAUGGGGAUGAUGAUGGGCCUUUGGAUUCCACUGCAAUGACAUCACGUGCUGAAGCCGUAGAAGUAUCACAGCUUUUAGAAGGACAUCAGGGAUUGUCCUCAUUUAAAGCUCUUCCUGAUUUUCAAGAUGAAGUAAAUUAUUCUGGUGUAUCCUCUGCCAAAGAUGGGUGUUUGAUAACUCUUGAUUCAAAUAUUAAUUCUCCUCAGGAGAUGUUAGCUAGUGAUGGCCUGUUAAAUAUAUCAGAUGGUCCACUAAAUCUUCUCACAGUGAAGCAUCAGAAUUCUAAUCUUGAAAACGAAAUAUGUGAUAAUUCUGCCUUGCAUAAAGGUUCUAAUCUUGUGAGUUCUGGGGAAAUUGGGCCUGGAUGCCUGUCGGAUGGUUCAUUGCAGAUGCCAAUGCCAAUGCCGAAAGAUGUUGUUCACCAGAAAAACAAAUUACAUCCACCUCGUGGAAAUGGUCAAUUUGUGAAUUUAGUUGAUCCAAAGCAUAAUAUUUAUGCAGAUCCAGGCGGACUAGUAGGCUCUACUGGGCUUGAUCAAGAGACAUAUAGGAAUCAGUUGCCCAUAUUAGUUGAAGAACAGGAUAGGAGCAAAAUUAUUAAUUGGGGAGAGAGUUUGGAAUGCUCACACAAUGAGUUAUUUGAAAAUUGUGGAAUGCUUGAUAAUGUUGAUUCUAAUGGACUCGGGAAAAAGGGAGCAUAUGUAAGUGGUGAUCAAAAUAAUUGUAGCAUGCUUGAUUCCAAGGUUUUAAGAAGCGCAAAGCAUCUUAGUAGGAAGGUUCUUCCUCGAAGAUCCAUGCGGCUGGUUUCCAAGGUCACUUCAAUCUUUGCAGAACAGUUUCUCUCAGACAAUAAUAAGGUGAGCAAGCUAUCAUUUCAAAUUGUUUGGUGCCUUCAGUUUUUCUUCUCUUUCUGCAAAUUUCAAAGCAGAUCGUUAGUUUUUGAAAAUUGAUACACACAUAAAAACUAUUCCUUGCUGCUAAUGCCAAUGUUGUAGUUAAAUUUAUUCCCCGUUGAUUCUUUAUAAACCGCUUUGUUUGUAUAUUUGUGCGGGUCAUAAUCCUUCCCUCCCACAAACAAAUAGGUAAUUUGCACAAUCAAAAUUUCAGAUUUGUUGAAUAUUUUUGGUGUGAGUUGAUGUGAAGUACGCAGUAACUGUGGGUGAAGAUCUGAAAUUCUUUAUUUCAUUCUGAUCAUGCUAGAAAAGAGUUCUUUCUCUUAAUCUCUAUUAGACGGAGUCUUUGACAAUGGUUGUCAUAUGGAUGUCAGAUGUUUCAUCAGAAAAGUGGACAAUGAAUGUGUUGGAAACUUCAUUACAAAAUUAGACAAGAAGAUUGGUACCUUUUUUCUGGUUUGACCCAUAUACCUACCCUUAUAGUAUAUCCUCUUUCGAUUUUGAUUUUUUAUUGUUUGUAUCUUGAAAGCUGAAGUAGAAAAGUUACACAUCUGUAUUAUUUGGAUAGCGUUGACAAAAUUUUAUCCUAAAGAAGCAGAGACAUUUUAGUGGUGAAGUGUCAGACUAAUAAGAAACAUUUGGAAGAUUUGAAUAUGAAAAAUAUGAUAUGAAGAUGAACAAAAUGUCGAUUGGGGUUUUGGAAAAUAUGAUAUUCGGAUAAGUGGUUCCGGUUUGUGUGAUGAUAAUCUUGUGAGAGCGCCUUUGGUUCACACAAUGUGUGAUAUAUUCUCAACUUCGGAAGAAGAGGUAAAAUUAUCACGAGGGAUUCUAUAUCAAAGCUAGAUUGUAUUUUAUUCUUUUUAUUUAAAAAAUAGAAAAAUUAAUCUUGUAUAUUAGAUAAAAAAAAUGGUAAAUCGAUUUUUUUGUUAAAA
Messenger RNA from Gossypium arboreum, 2973 nucleotides. RefSeq lists its product as uncharacterized. The coding region runs from base 248 to 2098 and encodes 616 amino acids. The transcript has 8 exons. The record is from RefSeq and is a predicted model, not a curated record. Lineage: Eukaryota; Viridiplantae; Streptophyta; Magnoliopsida; Malvales; Malvaceae.